AUGUCUUCAAAAGAAUUCGUUUUUAUUGAAGUAAAUGCAAAGCAACCACAAACCACGCCAACGGGUCCACCUGAUGAUCUCGUUAUUGAAUUUCCUCCCACCUUUGACCUAUACGAAUUAGGCGCAAAAGUUAGAAAUGGUAAAGGAAAAGAUACGAGAAAACCACCAAACGCAUUUAUCCUCUUCCGAAAGAAAUAUCUUGACGCUUUACAUCGUCGUGGUCAAAGAAUACCAAUGAAGCGUGUUUCAGGUUGGGCAAGAGAUGCCUGGAAUUUAUUACCUCAUACUCAAAAAGUUGAAUAUGAAAAUAUCGCUACGAGAGCCGCUUCACUUUAUCAAGAAUGGGCACCCCAUACCCCCACUCGUAGAUCUCAUUUAAAUCGUCCUACAAAAUCUUUAAAACGUAGCAACCAUAGUAAAACAAAUCAUCCUGAAACACCUACGACAACCACCAUUAGUAAUAUUAGUUCUCCUAUCACUACCACCAUAUCCAAUACCACUGCUACCAUUCAAGAAUCGACAUUUAUAGAUUCCUCCAUUCCCCCAUCGUUAGAUUCGCCACGAUCUUCCGCAGACGAGUCCGCAGACGAAUCUGAAUUGAAAUCUCCGGAAUGUAUUUCACAAGAAUCAUAUGAUACUGAUACAACCGUUGUUGUCUCUCGGAAUUAUAAAUCCGGAUGA
Messenger RNA from Diversispora eburnea, 681 nucleotides. The record is from the annotation of a GenBank genome assembly. Lineage: Eukaryota; Fungi; Glomeromycota; Glomeromycetes; Diversisporales; Diversisporaceae.